Empidonax traillii (willow flycatcher) is the source of this 3243-nucleotide messenger RNA. RefSeq names its product laeverin (gene LVRN). NCBI's taxonomy places the organism in Eukaryota, Metazoa, Chordata, Aves, Passeriformes, Tyrannidae. The record is from RefSeq and is a predicted model, not a curated record. Bases 1 to 2877 code for a protein of 958 amino acids. Gene Ontology annotation, biological process: proteolysis; peptide catabolic process. Gene Ontology annotation, molecular function: zinc ion binding; peptide binding; metalloaminopeptidase activity. The transcript is spliced from 20 exons. Gene Ontology annotation, cellular component: cytoplasm.
AUGGGGGCCCGCGGUGCCGGGCUCUACCUGGGGCGCAGGGCAGCCGCCCUGGGGGCAGCGCUGCUGCUGGCGCUCCUGGCCGCGCUGCUGGCGCUCGCCGCUCUCUACGGGCGUUGCCGGCAGGAGGCAGCGGCACCGCCGUCGCCCUCGCCCGCCACCCCCGGCACCGCCGCCCCGCCACCGGCUCCCACCGCAGGCCCCGUCCGCCGCCUGCCCCGCCACCUCCUGCCACUCCGCUACGAGCUGGAGCUCUGGCCGCUGGUGCGGCCGGGCCAAGCUGGACCGUUCUUCUUCAGGGGGCAGGUGAACAUCACGGUGCUGUGCCGGCAGGACACGGACGCGGCGGUGCUGCACAGCGCCGGGCUGCGGAGCCGCCGGGCCGCCGUGCGGGGACCCUUGCCCGGACCGGGCGCCGCCGUGGAGGUGGCGGGGCUGCGGCAGGAGGAGGAGGAGGAGAUGGUGGUGCUGGAGCUGCGCGGGCGGAUGCGGGCCGGGAGCCAAUACGUCCUGCAGCUAGACUUCCAGGGACUCCUGGAGGAGGACCUGGUCGGGCUGUUCCUCACCCGCUACACCGACCGGGGACGGAGCAGUAUACUCAUUGCCUCCCAAAUGGAACCAACGUAUGCCAGGAGAGUGUACCCAUGUUUUGAUGAACCUGCCAUGAAGGCCACAUUUAAUAUCAGAAUUGUCCAUGACCCAAGUUUUGUGGCUCUUUCCAACAUGCCUGCUAUUGAUGUAUCUGAAAUGAAGGAUGAAAAUGGAAGCCUGUGGACUGUUACCACAUUUAACACUUCACUGAAAAUGUCGACUUAUUUGACUGCCUUUGUGGUCUGUGAUUUUGAUUAUGUCACCAGAACGGAGCGGGGAAACAAGAUACGUGUUUGGGCUCGGAAAGAAGCAAUUGGAAAUGGGUAUCUUGACUAUGCUUUAAAUAUCACUGGCCCAUUAUUUUCAUUUCUGGAAGAUGUACUUAACGUCAGCUACCCUCUGCCAAAGACAGAUUUGGUUGCACUGCCUGUGUUUGAAGUAGGUGGUAUGGAAAACUGGGGGCUAAUGACUUUCCAAGAACCAUCACUGAUGUACCUCCCAAGUGAUAAAUUCACAAGCAAAAAGGCAAUGAUUACCUUAAUUGUGUCACAUGAGCUAGGACACCAGUGGUUUGGAAAUCUGGUUACAAUGAACUGGUGGAAUGAUCUGUGGCUUAAUGAGGGACUGGCAUCUUACUUUGAGUACCUGGGAGCUACCUUUGUUGACCCCAAGCUUUCACUGGAUAAAAUCUUUUAUGAUCAUGUUGUGCAAGCUGUCUUAAAGGAAGACAGUGAAAUAGUUCGAUCACUGUCAGAGAGUGAAGACAAGAUCAAAGGAUCAUUUUCUUUAACAUCUCUGUUUGACAUCAUCACAUACAACAAGGGGGCUUCUAUAACCUGGAUGCUUUCUGAUUUCCUAACUGAAAAGUUGUUCAUCAGAGCACUUAGUUCAUAUCUGAAAGAAUUUUCCUUCUCAAAUGCUAAUCAAGAUGAUCUCUGGACCCACAUCCAGAUGGUCAUAGAUGCACAGGAUGAAGUUCAGUUGCCAGCAUCUGUAAAGCAAAUAAUGGAUUCCUGGACAUGCCAAAAUGGGUUUCCAGUUUUAACAUUAAAUCUAACCACUGGAACAAUCAGACAGGAACAAUUCCUUAAUAAAAAGAAUAGAAGGAGUACUGAUCCUAACAAUAACACAUGGAUUAUUCCUAUUUCUUGGAUGAGAAAUGGAUCAUCCCAACCCUUAAUUUGGCUAGAUAAAAGCAGCAAAGUGUUUCCCGAAAUGCAAGUAUUGGAGUCAGAAUAUGACUGGAUCCUGCUAAAUGUAAAUUUAAGUGGAUACUACAGGGUGAACUAUGACCAAUUAAACUUGAAAAGAUUAGCACACGUGCUUGAAAAUGAUCCAAAGGUUAUUCCUGCUGUCAGAAGGUUCCAGCUGAUAGAUGAUGCUUUUGCCUUGACACAGUUUGGAUAUGUUCAGAUUGAAACAGCACUUGAACUAACAAAGUACCUUGCCAAAGAAGAUGAACUCUUCAUAUGGAAUAUGGUAUUGUUAAACCUAGUACCUGAGAAUUUGGAAAGUACACUGAAGAACUACAAAGUGUAUCCACUUUUAAAGAAAUACCUUUUAAAGAGAAUGUUGCCAAUAUACCAUUAUUAUGCAGGUUUUAUUCAUAAAAAUGUUGAUGCUUUGGAAGAUGACUAUUUUGCUCAAGCAUAUUUGGAAAAACUUUUUGCAAUAGUGUGCUGGCUGGGCCUCCAAGAUUGUUUGGACCUGUCAUCUGAACUAUAUGCUAAGUGGAUGGACAACCCUGAGUACAAAAUUCCCUUCUUAAUUAGAGGAACAGUGUGCUGCUAUGGUGUUGCUGUGGGAAGUGAUAAAGAAUGGAAUUUUGCAUGGGAAAUGUAUACCCGUAAUGACUCCACAGAGGACGAUAAAGACAUCCUGCUCUCUGCCAUGAGCUGUGCCAAAGAGCCAUGGUUACUUUACAGAUACUUGCAAUAUGGACUCGGUGAUACAUUAUUUUCUUCUAACUGUACUUCAACCAUCAUCUUAAAUGUGAUGGCUAAGGAUAUUGGGCACCGUAUGGCCUGGGAAUUUGUUACUGAAAAUUGGCCACUUUUAAAGGAAAGAUAUGGGCAGGAAUUGUUGCAUGAUGUAUUAAAAGUCAUGGGAAGAUUUGUCAAUACAGAUGUACAGAUCCAAGAGUUGCAGGUUUUUUAUAAUGCUACGCUGGAAGAGGAUGAGAGAGAGGCUACUACUCUGCUACUGGAAUCUACAAAAUCUGAAAAUAUUGAAAGGAGAAAACUAUUAAUCAAAGUUGCCAGCUGGUUAGAGAAAAAUGUAGAUGAUUGACUUGGAAAACAAUUUCCAGAAUAUUUUACAAUGUGAUUCAGUAUCAUCUUGGUAUUCAUUUUAAGCUGUAAUUAAAGAUAAAGCACAUUUUUAUGAGUCCCAUGGUUGUUUUUCUAUAUGAAAAGUCAGGCUAAAAUAAUUCACAUAGGAAAGAAAGAUUCAGCAAAAGAAACUAUAAACAUAUUUGCAUAUUAUAUCCAAAUUAACUUCCUACUGGAUGAAGUUAAGUAGGGAUGCAUUGCUCAUGAUGAUCUAACGUACAGAUACAGUCCUAAAUCCUUCAUAAUUUCUGAAUAUCCAAAUGCAAAGUGUGGUAAAAGUUUGUGGCAAAAACACGUGAGGAAGAUGGAAAAGGUUAUAUUCAGU